AUGGAGGUUCUACGUGAUGCUGGGCUCGAGGAAACGCUCCGAUCUGUAGCGACUCCUGCGAACUACAUGAUGCAUACAACCUGGUCUCACAGUCUUGCAGGAGAGGAGUAUGGCAGAAUGUACGCCUGGGGAAACCGGCCGGAUCGCAAGGGCGAGUACGAGGCGGCCAGUCCUUGUGUCAUGUCAGAUUUACCCCAGAGUGUUCUGGAGCCGAUUCUUGUGGAGAGUGCCACCCAAGCUGGAGCUGAGUUCCGCUUCUCGACGGAGUUCGUUGGGCAGGUGGAAACAGAUGAUGGAGUGGAAACUACCGUCAAAGAACGUCAAUCAGGUCGUGAAUAUCGAAUCCGUUCUCACUAUCUGAUCGGUGCUGAUGGCGCUCGAAGUGCCGUUUUGGAAAGUCUAAGUAUACCCGUCGAUGGCCGGAGUUUGAACAAUGCUUUCAAUGUUCACAUCAAAGCUAACCUCAACAAGUACCUCACCCACAGGCCCGGGACACUAAAUUGGAUUCUGAACCCAGAUGCGCCCGAAUGGUCGGCUGUGGGCAACUUUCGAGUAGUCCAUCCUUUUGAUGAAUUCGUUGUGUCGAUGCAUCCAGCUGCCAAAGAUGGUCAGACUUUCGAACCUACCGAAGAUGAUAUUCUGCAGCGACUGCACCAGAUGAUCGGAGACUCUAACUCAAAUGAUCAAGUCGCUAUCAAGAUCCUUUCCAGCUUUCGAUGGACAAUCAACGAUCAAGUGGCCCGUACGUGGCAGAAGGGAAACGUUAUCUGCAUUGGAGAUGCUGUGCACCGCCAUCCCCCGAUCAAUGGCCUGGGAAGCAAUACCUGCAUCAGUGAUGCCAUGAAUAUCUCGUGGAAACUGGCAUAUGUACUUCAUGGUAGAGCUCAUGCUCGAAUUCUCGACUCCAUAACUAUCGAACGGAAGCCUGUUGGCGACGGGGUUGUUCGUCGAGCGAACGCAGGAAUGGAAGAUCACCGUCGCCUUUGGGAUCUCAUCGGUUUGUCAGCUGAGGCUCGUGAGCAGGCCACGAAAUUGAUGGCGCAACCAACCCCGGAGGGCAAGAGACUUCGUCGACGGUUCCUGGAAGCACUCGAGCAGACAGACAACGAGCUGAAUGCACUUGGGAUUCAGAUGAAUCAAAGCUAUACUGGUUCGCCACUGAUCACAGUCGAGAGCGGGGACGCAUCGCAACCCGACCUGGCUUCGAUCAAUCUUCUGAAGCAACAAGUGAUAUCUACUUUCCCUGGGCAUCAUCUACCACAUGUGUGGAUCGCCAAAGACAGUCAGUCGAAAAGAAUCUCCACUCUCGAUGUGUGCGGACGUGGUGCAUUUACUCUACUUACUGGCAUCGGAGGCGAUCCCUGGAGAAAAUGGGCAGCUGACUUAGAAGCAUCGCGAGAAGGGCUCAUCGUCAACGUGGUGUCCAUUGGCUGGCGACAGGACUACAAAGACUUAUAUGGCGACUGGUCACGAGUGCGAGGGGUGGAAGACGAGGGUGCUGUGCUAGUAAGACCUGAUCACUUCGUCGCUUGGCGAUGUCAGUCUGCUUCUCGAGCUGGCUCGGCGACGCUGAUGGAGGUGUUUGACGCUAUACUUCCAUGCCCAUAG
Messenger RNA from Cercospora beticola, 1608 nucleotides. RefSeq lists its product as uncharacterized. Lineage: Eukaryota; Fungi; Ascomycota; Dothideomycetes; Mycosphaerellales; Mycosphaerellaceae. Gene Ontology annotation, molecular function: oxidoreductase activity; FAD binding. The record is from RefSeq and is a predicted model, not a curated record.